AUGCUGCUAGAAAACACUAAUGACAAAAAUUUGGACUACAAUGGUUAUACUAAGCCAGCAACUAAAACUGCCACGGUCAUUGGAAAUGUAACUAAUGUAGUACAAGAAAACCACAGUAUCGUGGAUGACCAGUUAAACUAUUUAAAAGAUAUAUUAAAUAUUACUGAAGGAAAUGCAACUGCUAAGAGAAGUAUGAAAUACGACGAAUUAGUUGUCGAUAGAAUCGAUUUAAUUGAUAUGUUCAAUAAAAGUAAUGAUUUAGAUAAAGAAAAAAAUUGGCAAAAUGCUCCAGUUCAAGAUAAAAAUGCGUAUGAAAUUCUUACUCAAGAAUCUACAACAGAAACGGUAACGCCAAAGCCCAUUUCAGAAAAAGGACUAGUAAAAGUACUUACAAUGUUAACACGUACUUUUAAAAAAAUAAUGAAGCAACACAAUGCCAUCAAAGUAAUUCAUGAACAAAUGAACACCGAAAACAAAGAAUUUAAAGAGAAAAUGAAAGUAAACACGAAAAAACUUAAUGAUUUCGAUGUGAAAUAUUUGAAUAUCUUGAAAUUAAUUGAGAAAUUAAAUAACUUUCAUGACUGCUUGAAGAACAAGGAACAGAUGUUUAAAAAGAAAGAAGAGACGAUAGCUAAGAACAUGCUGGAUUUUGAGAAUCAGCAAAACAAGUUCUUAUCUCAGCAACAACAGUUUUACAAUAUACAGAAGAUGAUGCUGUUACAAAAUGAAAAGAUUAAUGAAAAACAAAACUCAAUUGCUAAAAUACAGAAUGAAAUAUCACAUAGGCAAAACCAUUUUGCGAAAAUACUUAAAAAGGCUAAACAAAAUAUUCAAAAUGACAAAUAUCUUAAGGUUAAUCCCGAUAUAAUAGGACCCAAGGAAAAUAAAGAAAAAAACACAACUAUAAUGAAUUAUGUACAUCAACAACUUACAACAGAACGUACUACAUCAAUAGAACCAAUUAAAAUAAAUCUAUUAUCUAUGCCAUCCAACAACGUUAUAGAAAACCAAGAUCAAAUGAUACUAAAGGAGAAAGAUGACAAGUCAGUAGACGACUUAAUUUAUAAAUACUACUUCAACAACACAUUCAUCGACACAAUAAUAAAAAACAAAAUACUAGGAGGUAUACACAUGGGAGACAAAACAAGCAUAGCGAGAAGCGCUAAGCUAUCAGCAAAAAGGAAUCAAAAGCAAGACAAAAAUGUUAAACCUAAAACAACAUUGCUAUUUCCAGUUGACAAAAUCAGUUUCAAGCGACAGCGGAGAUGGAUAAACCAUCAUUCGACACGAAAACAUAGAAAACGACACCAUAGCAAAGGACAUCCAGUUCUUAAAGACACAGGUAAACAUGAGACUGUCAAAUCAACAACUACUGAAGCACCGAAGGUUGCUAAAGAAUCAGAUCUGACAGCGAAAGAUCCCUUUCUGAUGAUGGCGACAAGUUUCUGUAAAGAAAUAGGACAACAUAGCACAAAACAGAUAUUGGACUGGUGUGUGGAGAAGGCGAUCAGACGACUGAGCACUUUAGACAGGAAUAUGAUGGCGCCUAAUAUUGUGCCUAAGCUGCCACAACAACAGCCAAGUACGAAAAUGGCCGUUACGGCAACGACACCAAUUGGUACCACAACUACACACAUCACUGAAGCACCCGUCUCCAUGGUAACGGCACCACCAGCGUUAUUUGUCAAGGAUACUCAAAAAUUGGCAACUAAAAUAGGACUUAGUGACAACCAUUUUUUCCCAGAUAACCAGGAAUUGGAACAAAACUUAAAAGCAUUUGAUUUAACUCCUGACACCGCUGGCAACGUUUAUUUCGAUGGAAGUCUACACGCAAGCGACAUACUCGGCGACAAGCAAAGCGAGGGCCUGUCAGAUGUUCUGCCGGGUUAUGACAGCAAUUCGAAAAUCGAACUGGACCCGAGAUUCAUUCGGAUGCAGCUUCAAAAGAAACAUCUUCAAACCAACAUACCUCCUAAAAUAUGGAAGAACUGAGAAACGAAAACCAGCAACCAAUUAAUUGAAAACCAUGUCUCAAAAAACCUGAACAAAAUCCCGA
This is a messenger RNA of Cydia fagiglandana, 2056 nucleotides long. RefSeq lists its product as uncharacterized. The record is from RefSeq and is a predicted model, not a curated record. Bases 1 to 1992 code for a protein of 663 amino acids. NCBI's taxonomy places the organism in Eukaryota, Metazoa, Arthropoda, Insecta, Lepidoptera, Tortricidae. The transcript has 7 exons.